Amphimedon queenslandica is the source of this 2133-nucleotide messenger RNA. RefSeq names its product protein MTO1 homolog, mitochondrial-like. The record is from RefSeq and is a predicted model, not a curated record. Gene Ontology annotation, molecular function: flavin adenine dinucleotide binding. NCBI's taxonomy places the organism in Eukaryota, Metazoa, Porifera, Demospongiae, Haplosclerida, Niphatidae. Gene Ontology annotation, biological process: tRNA wobble uridine modification; tRNA methylation. The transcript has 18 exons. The coding region runs from base 82 to 2073 and encodes 663 amino acids. Gene Ontology annotation, cellular component: cytosol.
AAUAAUAAAAUGGCAUCUUUAUCAUAAAAUCCCAGAUAACUUCCUCCCUAUUCUCUCCCUUUUAUUCACUUCAAUUUUGAGAUGUCUCUCUCAGUGUGGAAAAGAGGAAUUUUAGUAGUUCGUUUUGUCUCACUGAGGCGGCUCUCAGCCACCAGUGGAGGGAGAGAGGGCGAGCCUAAAGUGAUAGUAGUUGGUGGAGGACAUGCUGGAGUCGAAGCAGCAGCAGCUUCUGCUAGAAUGGGAAUGAAGACUGUUCUAGUUACACAGAAAAUAAAUGCAAUAGGAGUGAUGGCGUGCAAUCCUUCCUUUGGCGGGAUUGGGAAAGGUCACCUCUUGCGGGAAAUUGAUGCUCUGGACGGACUCUCACCUCGAAUCUGCGAUGUGUCCGGAGUUCAUUUUCGUGUCCUUAACCGUCGCAAAGGCCCAGCAGUUUGGGGACUGAGGGCUCAGAUUGAUAGAGAGAUAUACCAGAGGACAAUGGAGAGGGAAGUGACCAGCUUACCUGGUCUGAGAAUUGAGGAAGACAGCGUUGAUGAUAUCUGUUUCUCUUCUGAUGAUGAAGGAGGAAAGAAACGAGUAACCAGUGUUAUAUUAGGUUCAGGGAAGAUACUGCUGUGUUCUUGUGUUGUUGUGACCACAGGGACAUUCCUUAGAGGAGAAAUAAACAUUGGUCUUGAUGCUUUUCCUGCUGGAAGAAGAGGCGAAGCUCCUUCAGUCAAACUAGCAGAAACAUUCGACAAAUUAAACUUAUCUCUUGGCAGACUGAGGACAGGUACUCCUCCAAGGUUAAAUGGAGCUACAAUAGAUUACAGUGUUACAGCACCACAGUAUCCUGAUAAAGACCCAGUCCCAUUCUCAUUCCUUAAUGAAUACAAUGGAGUGACGUUAGCCAGUGAGCAAUUACUCUGUUACCUCACACAGACAAACUCACUCACUCAUCGAAUAAUAACUGAGAAUGAGCACCUCAAUAAACACAUAUUGGACGAGGUCACUCCACCAAGGUACUGCCCGUCAAUUGAGAGCAAGGUGGCUCGUUUUGGAGAUAAACCUCAUCAAGUUUGGCUUGAGCCGGAAGGUUUUGAGAGUACUACUGUGUAUCCAGGUGGAAUAUCUUGUACACUUCCUGCUGAACUGCAGCAAAAAAUGGUGAACACUAUACCAGGAUUAGAAAAUGCUGUAGUAACGUAUCCUGGAUAUGGCGUGGAGUAUGAUUACGUUGAUCCUCGUCAGCUAAAGUUGACACUAGAGACAAAACAAGUCAAUGGUUUGUUUCUGGCUGGACAGCUUAACGGGACCACUGGCUAUGAAGAGGCAGCCGCUCAAGGGAUAGUGGCUGGUAUAAAUGCUGCUUUAAAAGUAAGAGGUAGUGAUCCUUUUGUUGUCAAUCGAUCGGAGGGUUACAUUGGAGUCCUUAUUGAUGAUCUGACAACACGAGGGACCACAGAACCAUACAGAAUGUUUACCAGUCGUUCAGAGCAUAGAUUAUCAUUAAGGCCAGACAAUGCUGAUUUAAGAUUAACUGAAAAAGGUUAUAGUGUUGGGUGUGUCUCUCAGAAGAGAUUGGAUCUUGUUACUAGCAUGAAGGAUAAGCUUGAAGCUGGUUUAGAAGUAUUAAAGAAUUUCACUUUAAAUUCGUAUACUUGGAAGAAUAAGUUGAAAAUACACAUGAAUGCUGACAAAGGAACAAAGAGUGCUUUUGAUAUGCUUACAUUUGAGGAUGUGAGUAUUGCUAGAUUAGCUGAAGUUGCUCCUGAAACAUUUGGAGCUAUAGCCCAAGAUAAGCCAUUAUCACAGAGACUGGAGGUUAUUGGUCGGUAUGAUAGAUUAAUCCAAGUUCAGAGUAGAGAUCUCAUUGAUCUUCGUAAAGCUGAAUCAAUGAUCAUACCAGAAUCAAUGCCACGAGAAUUUUUUGAGACAAUAUCCUUAGAGACUAGAGAAAUACUUCAGACUGCUCAGCCACGAACAAUUGCAGCUGCCAGUAGACUCCCUGGAAUGACUCCUGCUACUGUAAUUCGUCUCAUUCACUUUGUAAGACGGAACACAAGCAAACAUACUUUAAACAAAUCGCUAUAAAUUAUAUUUAUGUACAGUAUAUAGUAAUAAUUUUAUUUCAGUUUAAUCUUCACGAAACAU